CUUAAGUACCAACUAAUCUAAUCAUGAAUUCCGACAGUUCAAGACAGUCAACAGCUGAUGGCAGUCCUGACCCUGAAGAGGAAAAGAGGUUGGCGCUAGCCGCGAGGGAGGCCAACCGUCUCCAAGAGCUCCGUUUGGUUUUGCUGGGCUGGAGAUGGCCAGGAAAAAGCCUGACGGGCAACACCAUCCUCGGCCGAGAGGAAUUUCGUUUGGAACGCGCGGCAGAAUUCUGCGUAAAGCGCGAGACUGAGGUGGAUGGUCGACAUGUCAUCUUGGUGGACACUCCUGGCUGGUUCUCGGCCCAGGUCACACCCGGUGUGUAUCAGCAGGAAAUGGUGCGUAGCGUCAGUUUAUGUUCACCUGGUCCCCACGCUUUCUUGCUGGUCAUUCCUGUGGGAAUGUUCAGUGAGACAGACCGCGUCCGCGUGGAAGAGAAUUUGGCGCUCUUCGGGGAGAAGGUGUGGGACCACACCAUAGUUGUGUUCACCUGGGCAGAGUCACUCCGGGACAGGUCUAUAGAGAGGCACAUUCGACGAGAGGGACGUAACCUCCAGCGGGUGGUAGAUAAAUGUAAGAAAAGGUAUCACGUCAUCAACAACCAAAUUUUCGGGGAACACCCACAACUGCCUCGUCUCAUGGAGAAAAUUGAGAAGAUGGUGGCAGAAGAGGGUGGACACUACAGCAUCGAGAUGCUGCAGAACAACGCCGCCAAUCAGAACCAUACACAGAACGAGAAUAUGAACCCCAACGCAGCAAAGCAGGAAUCGGACUUAGGAGCCAGGCCCAAACAGAACUGGUCCUCUGGUUCCCUUCGGGCCAUGGAUGUGGAUCCACCACAGAGUGCGGUCGACGGAGUGGAUGAGAAGUGAAAAUUCUAUGAGCAAUCGAGAGACAGAUUUGAGCAGUGACUGAGGCAUAGCUCUUGG
Messenger RNA from Chanos chanos (milkfish), 926 nucleotides. It is a transcript of the gene gimapl, whose product is annotated as GTPase IMAP family member 4. Bases 24 to 869 code for a protein of 281 amino acids. Gene Ontology annotation, molecular function: GTP binding. NCBI's taxonomy places the organism in Eukaryota, Metazoa, Chordata, Actinopteri, Gonorynchiformes, Chanidae. The record is from RefSeq and is a predicted model, not a curated record. The transcript has 3 exons.